Molecule: messenger RNA, 1692 nt
Organism: Malus domestica (apple)
Lineage: Eukaryota; Viridiplantae; Streptophyta; Magnoliopsida; Rosales; Rosaceae
Source: RefSeq, a predicted model, not a curated record
AUGGUUCUGAAAGUCAUGAAAGCUGCAUCAAAAAUGGCGAAAACCCUCCCUCCACGACUUUCCAGUCCAAACAAAAUCCAUCUCAAAAACAUUUCGCAACUCUCUCCGGUCGGAUUUUCCGACCCGAAACUCGGAACCCUUUUCAUUCACAGAGAAGAAGAAGACCCUGUUUUCAUGGUCGCAAAUUUCAACAACAUCAUCACUGAUCAUCUUUUCAACGUACUCCAUUCGGAUUCCGAUUCCGAUUCCGAUUCCCCGCAGUUCUUCAUUCCCUCCUCGUACAGCAAUCCCUGCCUCGAUCUCUUCUUCCACGUGCUUGUCCCCCAUUCCGAUUCCUACUCCCAUUCCUACAGGUAUCUCAAGCAGCUCCUUCCCUUGGCAUGGUCACACAGUCCACUGACCACCCUCAAGCUCAUUUGCAACCUCCGAGACUUGUCCAACGAUCUCGGAAAGGCUGACGAAGAGGCCUUCUAUGCUGCCGCCUUUUGGCUCCACCAGCACCACCCCAGGACCCUUGCCUGCAACCUCGCCUCCAUUGCCAAAGGGCAAGACGUUAGGAGGAGAAAGAAGAAGAAUAACCAGCACAACCACCACCGCCAGGAAAAGGCUGCCGCAGCUGCGGCCAGGAAGAAGGCUGUGGAGAGGUACGAGAGGGACCUGAAUUAUCGAUUCUUGCACGACAAGGUAUCGGAUCUUUUCGCGAAGCAAUUGAAGUCCGACAUUGAAAAGUUGAAGAAGGGGGACAUUUGUGAGAUAAGCUCGGUGCCGUAUUUCUGCCCCUCCGUGGAUUCUUCCAUGGACCGCGCCACAUUGCUAGUCCGAGACCGCCUUAGGAAGGAGGUUUUGGUGCCGUUGACGUUCGCCUUGGAUUAUUCUCAGGGCUUUGAUUCUUCGGCAAAGCCCUGCGCAGUUAAGGAGUACUUGGAGGAGGUGAAAGCCAGUGGCAAGGCCAAGAUUGCGGCAUGUGCUCUGCUUCCGAAUGAGAUCGUAGAAUAUGUGAAUAACCACGGUGUUGGGCAAGCAGCAGAGCUUCAGUGGAAGGCAAUCGUGGAGGCGAAAGUAGGAAAGCUGGAAAACUGCCUGGCUGUGUGUGAUGUGUCGCCUUCUUCCAUGGUGGGGAUCUCCGCGGAUGUUUCAGUUGCGAUGGGGCUGCUAGUGUCCGAACUGAGUGAAGAGCCGAGUUGGAAAGGAAAGGUGAUCAAUUUCAGUCCGAAUCCCGACCUGCAUUUGGUACAAGGCGAUGAUCUUAAGUCCAAGUGCGCGUUUGUGAGGAGAUUGGACUGCGGUGAGCAUAUUGAUUUGCGGAAGGUGUUUGAUUUGAUUUUGGAAGCGGCUAUGAAUGGGAAUUUGAAGGCGGAGCAGAUGAUCAAGAAGGUGUUUGUGUUCACCAAUACAUACUUUGAUUGUGCGUUGUUCAAUAGUAACAAUAGUACCCGUUGGGAGAGCAAUUACGAGGCAAUACGAAGCAUGUUUAAGGAGAAAGGGUACGAGAAUGCAGUGCCGGAGAUUGUGUAUUGGAAGGUUGACACCCUGGUGGCGCCUUGCACGAAACCAGGGGUGACCAUCUUCGGCGGCUUCUCCAAGGAUUUACUCAGGUUGUUCUUGGACAAUGACGGGAAAGUUAGCCCGUACCAUGUCAUGGAAGCAGCAUUAUCUCCCAAAGAGUAUCAAAAUCUUGCUGUAAUGGACUGA